AUGCUCUGGAGCUCGUCAGACGAAGCGGCGUGGGCCGCGGUCUGGGCGCGCUACGACGCCGUCGUGCGACGUGGGCCGAAGAGCGAGUUAGCGGCUCUGGACGACUGGUACCUGACCGCUUUUCCAGCUAUUGUGCACACGCGAGCGCCGUUGCCGUACGUGCAAAAGUCAGAGCUGGAACGGAUAUUGAAGUGGAAGCUCACGAAGGGAAAGUGGCGGCCACAGCUGCUCAAGUUUGUGACGGCCUUGAGCGAGCGAGAAGUCGAAGACGCUUCACGUACAGCGUUCGGUCAACUGAAGAGCGGAGACGUUCGCGCUGCGAUCGAGGCGCUGUGUGUGCUUAAAGGGGUUGGCCCUGCGACGGCGUCGGCAGUGCUAGCAGCGCACGACGGAAGUGUGCCGUUCAUGGCAGAUGAAGCGCUCGAGGCGAUUGCCGACACCAUCGGUCCUCGCAAGUACACGCUGCCACACUUUCUCCGUUUUGCAGAAGAGCUUUGUGCGAAAGCAAAGUGGCUGAACAAGCAGCGAGCUGCAGCAAAUGACGACGAGAAAGUGGAAACUGCAGAGUUUUGGACCCCCCAGCGUGUACAGCUGUGCCUAUAUGCUGAUGCGCAUGACAGGGCUGCGCCUGCUUCCGCUUCCACUGUCAUGUUGACCAAAGCGGCUGCUUCUUCAGCUACGAAACGAAAGCGAAACAGUGCGACGGAAGCGUCGCUUCCUACGGAUGGGCAAGCGAUGGGGUUGCUGGAAGAGGGCACUGAUGACAGACAACGAUCGUUGCGGAGGUCGCGGAGAAAUCGACGGCAAGCAGUGGACUCAGCGUUCACGGCAACGCGUGCUUCGCCAUAG
Messenger RNA from Hyaloperonospora brassicae, 849 nucleotides. Lineage: Eukaryota; Oomycota; Peronosporomycetes; Peronosporales; Peronosporaceae. The record is from the annotation of a GenBank genome assembly.